GAAGGCCAGGCCGGGGAGAAGGCGUUCCAGGCCGCACCUUCGGCGUCGUGAGAUUCCUGUGAGGCGUCGUUUGGAAGCCGGCCGGAAUUUUGCUUCUCUAAAAAGAAAAAGAAGGCUAGGGACUCAGAUUCUUGGAUUCUGAGAUCCCGACCAGCUCCUCCCAAACCUCUCCAGAAGAAGCCAUGGGAACCCCUUGUAUCCAGCAUUUGCUGAUCCUCCUGGUCCUAGGAACCUCCUUCCUGACCUCGGACCUAGAGCUGCGUUGUCAGAAGGGUCUGUCUAUGACUCUGGAAGCGGAUCCAAGCAAUAUGUUUAACUGGACCACAGAGGAAGUUGAGACUUGUGACAGAGAGACACUUUGCCAGGAAACCGUACUAAUGAUUAAAGCAGGGACUGAGACAGCCAUUUUGGCCACGAAGGGCUGCAUCCUGGAAGGGGUGGAGGCCAUAACAGUUGUCCAGCACUCUCCACCUCCCGGCCUGACCGUGAUCUCCUACAGUAACUACUGCGAGGAUUCCUUCUGUAAUGACAAAGAUAGCCUGUCUCAGUUUUGGGAUUUCAGUGGGACCACAGCUUCCACUGUGUCAGCAACACUUCAUUGCCCAACCUGUGUGGCUUUGGGGACUUGUUUCAAUGCUCCUUCUCUUCCCUGUCCCAAUGGUACAACUCAGUGCUAUCAAGGAAAACUUGAGAUCACUGGAGGUGGCGUUGAGUCAUCUGUGGAGGUCAGAGGCUGUACAGCCAUGAUUGGCUGUAGGCUGAUGUCCGGAAUCUUAGCAGUAGGGCCCAUGUUUGUGAGGGAAGUGUGCCCACGUCAGCUUCUCACCCAAUCUCGAAGGACUGAAAGUGGAGCCACCUGUCUUCCCAUUCCUGUUUGGGGGUUACAGCUACUGCUGCCAUUGCUGCUGCCAUCAUUUAUUCACAUUUCCUAAGAAGGCACUUUGGACCUGGCUCGGAGGACAUCAUUUUUGACUGGGAGCCGUCUUACUGUUGGGGUUCAACAAGUUGACGUGUAGGUGGGAAUUUAAGGGAGAACAGAUACUAUGAAUGUAUUUGACAUUUUUAAUACAAUUUCUGCUGUGAUUUUUGUAUGCAGUAGGCAUUACUAAUAAACAUUUCUGCUGUGA
Molecule: messenger RNA, 1127 nt
Organism: Callithrix jacchus (white-tufted-ear marmoset)
Lineage: Eukaryota; Metazoa; Chordata; Mammalia; Primates; Cebidae
Source: RefSeq, a predicted model, not a curated record